This is a messenger RNA of Diprion similis, 3021 nucleotides long. RefSeq lists its product as uncharacterized. Gene Ontology annotation, biological process: regulation of transcription by RNA polymerase II. The transcript is spliced from 4 exons. The record is from RefSeq and is a predicted model, not a curated record. Lineage: Eukaryota; Metazoa; Arthropoda; Insecta; Hymenoptera; Diprionidae. Bases 916 to 2544 code for a protein of 542 amino acids. Gene Ontology annotation, molecular function: DNA-binding transcription factor activity, RNA polymerase II-specific; transcription cis-regulatory region binding.
CGUUUGUCAGCUAGCUCUCUUCUCUCUUUCUUUCUUUUUCAUCGCAAGGAACACACGCCGGCUGUAUCUCAAUGUGUGCGUGAAUGUCUCGUCUUCCCGCCAUUAUCUUAUACGUUAGAGUGAGUCAAAGAGAGAGAGAGAAAGAGAGGAACGAACGGUAAAUACCUUUGCGGCUCCGUUUCAUUCUUAACGGGGCAACCCGACUCCCCUCUAUCGUAAAGAUAAUGGAUUCGUCCGUGGCAUAUGUAUAUCCACCGUAAAUAAACCUCGGGGAAGGUUAACUUGUUAAAUAUUUUUGAAGAUAAUGAUUGAUAUUUUUUUUUCAAUAUUAUUCACGAUGGAGAAAUGUCAAAAUAACUCUUUAUUUCGCCAAUAAUUACCUAUUUAUACGUCGCACUUUGGGUUCGGCCAUUUUGGAGUGGGGGGGUAGCGACGUAGCGCGCCCCGACCGCACCUGUCAAGUCGGUAAACCGUUGUCGAUGGAAGUAGAUAUCGGAGACGUUAAUUUUGACGGAAAUUGUAUCUUUGAAUAGGCCUGAAACGGUGCACGGGUUAUUCGUACGUGGUGAAAUCAAGUUGUAGUAAUGUAUUUUGUCAGCCAUGUGCAUUGGUAUAGAAUUUAAAAUGAUCUCACACCCCAAUACCAGCGGUCCAAUGAACGCCAAGCGGUAUGUUCACGUGACACAAACGGGCCAAUAGGCGACGAGAGAUUUGAAAUUGUGCGUGGUCUUUGUUCACGAGUCCACCGUCAACGUUACUUCAGUUCCGUAAAGAGGGCCUUGUGUCGGUGUUCGUUUAUAUAUGGUCUCUGCCUAAAAUUGCAUAUAUUUUGGCCAAAAAUUGAUACAUGAAAGUGGUGAUUUUUUUCAUAAGACAACAACGUUUCGUCCUGACUGUUUAAUAACCGUCGCGUGAAUGUUGGACACGGAGAGCAGACACAGUACCGGGCUGGAUCAAGGGUCCACAAGAGAUCCUUGGCUCACAAUGGACUACUACUUAGGCACAGAUAGCGUAUCGUUGCAGGAGAUGCUGGACGUUGACAUAAAGUGUGAAGUAGAAGGAGUGAUUGGAGGCCAUCCCGAGCUGGGCUUCAAUUUCACCGACUUGUCGCCACUUGAGAUGGAUGACAAUCCCGUCGGCUGUCAAGAUGAUAUCAAUGGCUGGUUCGGCUCGGCUAGUCUGUUAAAUGGAAAUAGCAAUAGUUCCAACAGGUAUGUGAGCAAUUUCAACUUGGAUAUUACUGGAGGAGACGCAGCUUCGGUGAUGGUCAAUCCCAACUCUGUGAUGCCUCAUAUAACUGUGAGAAGUCCAAGUCCGCACAGUAAUCGUCGACACUUUUCUUUCUCUGUGAAAAAAGAUGUCAAAGAAGAGAAAGUCAAUGUGGAAGAUGAGAACGAUUCGGAAGGGGAACAGUACGAGCAUGAUAUGACGGAAACUGAAGAUGAAGAGGAAGAAGAAGAAGAGGGAGAUGAGGAGGAGGAGUCGGAAGACGAGCAGGAACUUACAACGACCAUAAUACCGGCGAAACUGAAGCAAAAUUCGCUACGUACAAACGCUAUCAUAAAAACCAUAUCUGCACAGAUAGCCAAACCUCAAAUUCAACAGAAAUUAAACACUGUUACGAAUAUAAAAGUACAAAACUUCAAACUACUCCAGAGUCCGCAUCACGCGCAGCACGUUAGAAAACAAAAUUACCAUAACAACGUUCACAACACAGUUCCCACAAUAAAAAGGGACAAGGAAUUUGACCUCUCAGAUUACGACGAAAGACCAUAUCCAAAACCGGCGUAUUCAUAUUCCUGUCUCAUAGCGAUGGCACUAAAGAAUAGCCACACAGGAUCUUUGCCAGUUUCGGAAAUCUACAAUUUCAUGUGUGAACAUUUUCCUUACUUCAAGACAGCGCCGAAUGGUUGGAAAAAUUCUGUAAGGCACAAUUUAUCGUUGAAUAAAUGUUUCGAAAAGAUAGAGAAGCCUGCAGGUAAUGGCAAUCAAAGAAAAGGAUGUUUGUGGGCGAUAAAUCCAGCAAAGAUAGCGAAAAUGGAUGAAGAAGUACAGAAAUGGUCAAGAAAAGAUCCUCUUGCAAUUAAGAAGGCAAUGAUAUAUCCUGACCACUUAGAGUUACUAGAACGGGGUGAAAUGAAGUAUGCAGGGAGCGGCUUUAUGUCAGAAGAGGCGGAAAGCUCUGGCGAUGAAACUGCGGAAGAAAAUACACCGUACAAUGAACCUGUUCAUAAUCAUAUUGCAGCAAAUUCUGUAACAGACAGUUAUGACGAGAGCAGUCAAGAUUUUGACAUAGAUAUUACCGAACAUAUCUAUGAUGAAAUUGAUAUUGAGGAUAACAAGGACACGUUGCACAUGCAGCUAAAUAUCGCUAAGCAGCCGACGUUUGAAUAUGAGCUUAGCCCUAGCACGAAGAGACAAAAAACAUUGACAGGAACGUUACAAGGAAAUUACGUCUACCAGCCUGUUGCGACGUCACGAAGGAAAACUCCUCUACUCUUGAGGCCAGGAGCAACGCCGAAUUCAUACCUCAAGAUUGAAUAAACGUUAGGAUGAAUUUUACGAAAAAAAUUCAUACAUGUUCACUGUAAAAAAUGCAUCCAUUUUUUUUCUACCUCCGUUCACAUUGGUAGUUGAAUUCUAUUAUGAAAUGUCGAUUUAAGCUGUCCACGUUAUUCUAAUUUACCAGUUGCUAUUCAUUUUCUUUUUUCUUACAACUCUUGACUUUCUGCUCUCAGUCGUAUUCCGGAAGUUCAGUGACGUUAAUGCAAUAUUAAUUACCCCUUCGUUACUUACUGUACCUAAAUACCAUUUUUACGUAUUUCACUUUUAUUUAAAAUGACUAAUACAAUAAUAAUAUAACUCAAACAUCGAAGACAUACAACCAAAACAGUUCGCAGUAUUUUAAACUUAUUCAGAUAUCAUUUUUCAUCUGAUAUUUUGUUUUAACACAUUUGUAGCAAUACAAAGUUUUCAUUAAGCGCGAAACAAUUGUAAUGGGUAGAAAUUGGAGUAUUUAGA